This is a messenger RNA of Protopolystoma xenopodis, 855 nucleotides long. The record is from the annotation of a GenBank genome assembly. Lineage: Eukaryota; Metazoa; Platyhelminthes; Monogenea; Polystomatidea; Polystomatidae.
AUGAGUACUUAUGAACAUUACCUCUUUUUUAUUCCUUUAAUCAAUAUUCCGCCAACUACAAUCAGACAAGCUUUUUCGCAACCUAAAAUAUUCAAGUCUCUUUCUGGAAAGGUGGCUGAGAUCCGACGGGGCCUAGAUGCUUCGGUCAAUCAUUUGACAUCUGGAUUGGCAGCUGAUUGGACCUGUGGUCUGGCAGAUACGUUACGCAGCAGCAAAAUUCACCAGCUGGCCCAGUUCCUAGUCUCUGAACGGGUCGGAAGAAUACCAAUUUUUCCUCCAGCAGAUCAGGCAAAUCUAUUUUUUUAUUUUUGCCGUUAUAAUACUGACCUCAUUAUCUCUUCUACAUUUAUGCAUGCAUAUUCGCUCAUUUCUUUACUCUGCAUCAAGGUCUUCUCUUGGAGUCAGCUCACACCGAUUGAUUCUGUUCGCGUCGUCCUGCUCGGUCAAGAUCCUUAUCACGGGCCAGGCCAGGCGCAUGGACUUGCCUUCUCAGUGCGCAGACCCAAGCCCAGCCCACCUUCUCUGAUUAACAUGUACAAGGAACUGGUCUCAAGCCUACCUGCUGAUGGUGGGGAUUCAACAAUUUGGCCACCAAAUCAUGGCGACCUAACCAACUGGGCACGACAAGGAGUCCUGCUUCUUAACGCUGUGUUGACUGUACGCAGUGGGCAACCGAACUCACAUCAAAAUAAGGGCUGGGAAGUAUUAACAGACGCUGUGGUCGCUCAUUUGAACAAGAUGCGUUCGUUGUUACCUAUUAGGAAUAAAACUGGCGCAUGUGCACCCACGGUCCAAUCUAUUAUGAUCAGCCUCGCCUGCCUCAGAAACGGACGUAGAUCUAUGGUGGUCAGUUAA